Petromyzon marinus (sea lamprey) is the source of this 5496-nucleotide messenger RNA. RefSeq names its product B-cadherin-like. Gene Ontology annotation, biological process: cell migration; cell morphogenesis; cell-cell junction assembly. NCBI's taxonomy places the organism in Eukaryota, Metazoa, Chordata, Hyperoartia, Petromyzontiformes, Petromyzontidae. Gene Ontology annotation, molecular function: cadherin binding; beta-catenin binding; calcium ion binding. The record is from RefSeq and is a predicted model, not a curated record. Gene Ontology annotation, cellular component: adherens junction; plasma membrane; catenin complex.
CUCUCCUACCUCUCCACCCUGGGCUUGCCACUGACACGUGUGCGUGCGUGUGUGUGUGGGCGCCGCGAGGGAUACGCGCGACCGCCUCUCACCGCACCACCUUCAACCCGCACCCCCGAGGGGUCCUUUCGGGGCCACGCCCCACCCCGGGGACCUUCCUGCCUGCCCCUCGACGCCCGAGGGAUUUCCUCUCGCCCCGCCGAGACCACGGCACCUGCGGCAGGUCCAGCCGUCCGACCCCGGCCGCGUCGACGACGUCGAGCGGUCGCGGAGAUGUCCCGCGGCGUUUGGAGUGGGCGCGCGUUGCUCUGCGCGUUGAUUCUGCUCCAGGUGUGCAGUAGGGUACAUGGAGGUCAUCAGGUCGCGAGAAGGACGCCAAUCAGUGCAGCAAAUGCGACCCAAGAGCAUGGACACUCUCGACAAACAAAGGCAGCACCCAAGAACGGCUGGCACCAGUGGGCCAUCGAACCUGCAGGUCGACAAAAACGGUCGUGGAUCCUCCCGCCCAUUAAAGUGAACCACGUGAUCGAGAACGACCGCGGCCCGUUCCCGAAGGUCUUCAUGAUGAUCAGGUCGGACAAAGAGUCGAGCGUGAAUUCGAUGGUGUACAGCCUGCGGGGGCCCGGGGCUGACCAACCGCCCGUCGGGGUCUUCAACAUCGACCCCAUCACCGGCAAAAUCAACAUCAUGUUCGUCCUGGACCGAGAGAAGAUUUCAAGCUACGCGCUCAAGGGCUUCGCGAAGGACGAGCGCGGGAAUCUGCUGGAGCCCGAGCUGGACCUCCCCAUCAACGUGCUGGACGAGAACGACAACGCCCCGGAGUUCACGCAGAUGCGAUACGCGGGCAACGUGUCGGAGAAGAGCCGCGCAGGGAGCCCGGUCCUGAAGGUGGAGGCCACGGACGCGGACGACCCCCAGACCAACCACGUGCAGGUGGUGUUCAGCAUCAUCGCGCAGCAGCCGCCACUGCCGUCGACGCGCAUGUUCACCAUCGACCGCUCGAGCGGCCUCAUCAGCACGGGCGCGACUCGCUUCGACGCAGAGGCUGUGAAGUUCUACACUCUGCUGAUCCGCGCCAGUGACUGCAACGGAGCCGACUACAGCCUCUCGUCCACCGGCACGGUCGUCAUCCAAGUGCAGGACGUCAACGACAACGCGCCGGUGUACUCCCAGCAGAACCUCAUUUGCACGGUGCUGGAGAACGUGGUGGGCGAGUCGGUGCUGGCGCUGAAGGCGGAGGACGGCGACACGCCGCACACGCCGGCGUGGCGCGUUCGCUACCGCAUCGUCGCCGGGCAGCACAGCGACAGCUUCCACAUCGCGACCGACUACGUCACCAACGAGGGCAUCCUCACCGUCAGCAAGGCGCUGGACUACGAGUCCACGAAGCAGGUGCUGCUGGUGGUGAGAGUGGAGAACGAGGAGCCGCUGUGGGGCGUGCAGCCCGGCCCGGCCUCCACCGCCACCGUCACCGUGACGGUGCGCGACCAGAACGAGCCGCCCGAGUUCUCUCCCGACGAAAUCGAGGCCGCCGUCACCGAGGAGCAGCCACCGGGCGUGACCCUCGGCGUGUUCACCGCCCGCGACCCGGACGUGGGCCAGCACCAGCAGAUACGGUACAAAAUGGGCGACGACCCGUCCGGGUGGCUCUCCGUCAACCCCACGACGGGGGAGUUGCGAACGCGAGCGAGACUGGACCGCGAAGCGAGCGGCCUCUACAACGGCACCUACACCGCCACGAUCCUGGCCUUCGACAACGGCGUUCCCCCGCAGACGGGGACGGUCACCAUCCUCCUGCGGGUCACGGACGUCAACGACCACCCCCCCCGGGUGAAGCUGCCCUACAGCCACAGGGUGUGCGAGGACCUCGCGUGGCAGGGCAUCAACGUGACGGUGCUGGAUGAAGACGAGGCGCCCAACGCCGGGCCCUUCACCUUCUCCCUGCCCGAGGAGCCGCCUGAGAUACGCAACAAUUGGAAUAUCCUCUACCGCACAGGGGAGGUGCUGGUGUUGGCUCCGCACUCGGACCGCGUCCAGCCCGGACACUACAGCGUCCCCGUGCUGCUCGCGGACAAGUCGGGCCUGCGGUCCGAGCAGAUCGUCGAGGUCACGAUUUGCUACUGCGACAACAAACUCACGUGCCCCGCGGCCCUGGGUGGCAUCGGACUCAGCCUCGCGGCUCUGCUCAUCAUUAUUUUCUGCCUCCUCAUACUCCUGCUGCUCUUCCUAGCGAUGCUGUGCUGCCUCUGGUGCUACCCACACGGCUGCUGCGGCUACGUGAGGUCAGGGGGCGCCCUGUACAUUGUGCACGAGCAGGGGAACUCUGGGGGGGUUCAGGCCUACAACUACGAAGGCGGAGGGGAAGAGGAUAUGGGGAUGAGGAUGAACCUGCUGGCAAUCGGCGCUCAGGGGAAGAACGGCUCGAGCUGGGCCGGCGGCAAGGACGCCGAAGGCGCCGCCUACACCAAGUCCACCACCCUGCGCGCCAGCUCGGCAGCGGAGUCCUCUCACGCCGCCGCCGCCGCCGCCGCCGCCGCCGCGGGAGAGACGGCCGCCGCUUCUCACGAGGUUAAAGAGUCCUUCACGGCGAGCUUCAGCCACACGACCUCCGGCGCGGCGCACGACAGCGCCGGCACGCGGGCGCACGGCGGACGGUCCGCCGGCUCGGCGGGCGACGCGGCGGUCGGCGGGAGCGACGCCUGGGCAGCGGCCGGCGGCGGCGGCGGCGGCGGCGUCGUCGUCAGCCACGUGGCGACGCAUACGGAGGUGGGCAGCGCCAGCAGCAGCAGCAGCGGCGGCCGGGGCAUCGCGAUGGACUCGCGAGUGAACGGGGCGUUCCGCGCGCCGGCGGGCGGAGCGACAGGGGGCAUCGUUCUGGAGACCGACGGCCGCGUCUACCUCGGGAGGACUUCGACCCUCGGCUACCCGAGGGCGAGCGGCUACGGCGGUCAAGCGAUCGGCCGAGAGUCCGUCAGCGUGGGGAGGGGCAUCACCCGCAGGGAAGUACCUCCACCCGCCGCCGUCGCAGGACCCGCCUGGCUGCAGCAUCACACCCUUCCCAAGCUCCUGAGCACGAAGGCGACGGCGGACGUCAGGCAGUUCGUUGCGGAGGCUCUGGAGUGGGCGGAUAAAGACCCCGCAGUGCCCACGUUUGACGGGCUGCUCGUUUUUUGCCACGAGGGCGACCGCGAGGAUGACCACUCUUUCAGCCCCUGCAUCAGCACGGCCAACUUGGCGGAGCAGGAGGCACAGUUCCGGCCCGUCUUCAACCCGCCGCCCGGCUCCUACGGCUCCCGCGGCUCCCCGAUCUCGCGGGCCGCCACCCCUGCGGCGGCUUCUCCCAGCAGGCAACUCCCAUAGGUCUCCUAUCUCCCCCCCCCCAACUCAUCCAGCUCAGAUGCCCCUAGCUCAGUGUUUAGCCCGUGGACCACCCCGGCCACUGACCCCUGGCGGCAAAAUGCAUUCGCUUAUCUCUAAAUACCAGGAAUACAAAGUGAUUCGUAUUACGGAAACAUAACAAAUAUUUUUAUACUCUUUGGUUUUAUUCGGUAAAGUCACAUGGGUAAAAUAAAAGAAAACAAUUAAAUCACGACGUUCCGGGGGCAACACAAGCUUCCGUCUUCAGGUGGAACAGUCACAGCAGAAUAUCUGUGUCAAGUGCACAAUUCCGAGACGACUUGGAUCAUAUAUAGGUCAGGGGGGGGGGGGCGGGGAGCCAGAAAGGAACGUGGGCAGGUGGGAGGGCUGAAUUGAGCCGCCUUUUGUUAAACUGCAGGGGGUUCCGGGGGAGGGGUGGUGCACUGCACAAAAGCGGGUAAACAACCCUUUUUUUACAUGCCGUUAUACUUUUAGGGGGGGCCAGGGGGCAUUUAGAUAUUAGGGUUAGGGUAGUUUAAUCAGGGUACUUUAGCUCACGUCAUUCAAUAAAUUGCUUUAUAUUAUUAAUUAACGUCAAAAACUUUUACUUAACGCGGACCACCUGGAGGAGCGUCCCGGACCACUCACGCUGGUGGUCCGGGGACCGCACUUUGAGAACCACUGCUACAGCGCCUUCUCCAAACUGCCCCCCCCACUGAGCUUCCAGCUCCUUCCCUCUCAGCUCCUCGCUCUCCCCUAGCUCCUUCCUCGCUUCCCGAGUGCCCCACUUCCAACCCCCCCCCGCCCCCCGAUCGCUGUUUUUAUACACACGGAGCGAGCGAGUGAGCAGCGCACUAUAAUUGUUCGGGUGACUUGGGUGUGGAAAUACGACGUCAAGUUAACCUGCACGAGGCGUCGGCAAAUGGGCGAUUGUGACUGGUUCCGAAGCCGGGUUGGCGGGCUGGUGUGGUGAAGGUGUUUUUGGUCAGGUUUUACAGUUGAGGGUUGGGAUGUUUUUAUUUGACCCUGGAGCGAAACAAAGUCAAAGUCUAUUCCCAUGAACCAAUUUUUCUGGUUCGAAACACAGGCGUCCUUGCCCGCACCUCAGAUUAGCAUGGUUGGCUCUGUACGAUUAUUUCUAUACCGACAGCGCGUGUGGCGUGCAAGUAUUGCAAAGAUAAAGUCAAGCGCGUGAAAUGUAAAACUAAAACUCCAAUGCCAGGAUAAUGUUAUUAAUGCAGUAGAGGUCACAUCGUCACACUUUUGACACCACUAUCCAGGUUAACUGUCCCAUGACAAUUUACAAAUGAUAUUUAACGGCAUUUUAAAAAAAUAAUCCCAAAUACAAGUAGCAACAAAGGUCACGGUCCGGGAUUAACUCAGCCCAUCAUCAUCCCUCCUGAAAGUUGGAAAAAUACCGCUGAGUUGUAGCGCGCGCGUGUUCAGGGAGCUGCUUCAGUUGCUGAACAUGGGAGCACAACACAGAAAACCUACCACGGAAGUUAUCACCACCAAGGUAGUUGUCCUCGGGUUAAACUGAACUCACUGUGGGAAUGUGGAACUUCUACCACGUGCUCAGGGCCAUACAUGCAAAUUAGCAUUAGCCGCAUGCUCGUUUGAGCAGUGGGAUUUCUUCCUUGACUUAUUGACAUGGGGACCGGCGUGGCCAUUUGGGGCUGGUUAAUGGUUUGCAUAAAAGACCCCGAGUGGAAUUUUUCACCUUGGUUUGUCUUUGCCAUCUGAACAAUGGGGGGGGGGGGGGGAAACAUUGAUACGUUUUUUUUUCUGGAAGCAAGCCACUUUGCCUAAACUUCAGACGAGGAACCUCUUUGCAGCGGCAUUUACAAAUAAAAAUUUCCGUCGAGAUGUGAUUGGAUUGAAGCACUGGCCUGGUCGUAUCGGAGGACGCAUAUCCUCCUCCCUAAAAUUUUCGACGCGGGGGCUUGCCAAGUAACCCAACUUCUCGACCAAACGCUGCAGCGAAACUAGCGCGGUGCACAAUUGACUUCCCGGCCAGGGCGCUGGAAUACAUCUCAAUGAAAACCUCAACAUUUUAUCAGGAGAAUAUUUUAUAUUUUUUAAAACUCGUGUCAGUAAAUGUUUUUACAUUUUCUCUUCAAAUAUACGCUGGAGUUUUCA